UUUUGCGCUCCGGCCCGCCGCCGAUGCCUCUAUGGGCCGCUGCCGCGGAGAGCUGACCCCCUUCCUCGCAGCAGCAGCGGAGGAGAAGCAGCAGCAGCAUAAGGUAGCUGAAAAGUGCCUUCCUUGAAUCCUGUGCCGCCGCCGCCGCCACCGCUUGGAUUUGCGUCCAGGGCUUUGCCUCGCUCGCUUUUUGGGGAAAAAAUUAUAUAUAUACAUAUAUCUAUACGUGUGUGUAUAUAGAUCUAUAUAUAUAUCUAUUGAUAUAUAUAGAUAUCCCUCUCUUUUUUAUUUUUGCUUUUCCUUUCUCCAAAGUUUGGCGUUGCUUGCAGUUCAUAUCCUGAUAGCAACUCAUCCAUCUUUAUAAUCCCCCCCCCCAAAAAAAAAUUCUUCCUAACCAUUUUACAACUCAGAUUUGCUCUGCCAUUCCCCUGUCUCCUGACUAUGUAGCAGACUUAACGGUCUCUCUUUACUAAAAUAUUCCAAACGAAAGGAAAAAACGGAAUUUUUUUUAAAAAACCAACUUCUGUUGGUUCCUGCUUGCAGCUCCUCUUCUUCCCCUGUCAAGACACGAAACCAACCAACUCUGGUCCACCUGCAGCAUCGCCAGCAAUGACUUUUCCUUUUUCCUUUUUUCAGCGUGAGAAUAAUUGAAACCAGUAACUGGAGAGCACAGAAUAAUCCUUUGGAGGGGGAAAUAAAAAGUCUGCCAGUUAUUUUGAAAGAAUAAUUUUGGCAGUGGCACAAAAAAAGAAUUAUAUAUAUCGAUAUAUAGGUAUAUAUAUAAUAUAUAUAUAUAUAUAACAUUUCUAUUUUGACUUCGAGAAUUGCACUUUUAGGAGCUGGCCUCUAAUUUGACUUUUCAGUUAAUUCUGAUGAGAUUUCUAUUUUAUGAUUGGCUUUAUGUUUAAUCCUUCUUUUCAACAAACACAAUUUGAGUUCAAUGGAAACCUAAGUGCUGACAAAUAGAAAAGUUUACCAAAGCAACAAGUUAGUUAUUUCUUCACUUUUUUUAAACUUGAAUCCCCUUUUUUAUCCCCCCCCCCUUCUUCUUCUUCUUUGAAAGAUCAGCAGUACUAUUUCUCCUGAAGGAGGGGUGUGGUUUCUUGCGUUUUCCUUUUUCUCUCCUCCCCCUUCCUUUUUUUGGGGGUGGUUUCUUUUAUUUUUUUAAAAAUGGCUGUGAACGUUUCUUUGGUUCGUGAUACAAAAUGGCUGACCUUAGAAGUAUGUCGAGAAUUUCAGAGAGGUACUUGUUCUCGCUCUGACACAGAGUGCAAGUUUGCCCACCCUUCAAGGAGUUGCCAUGUGGAAAAUGGACGAGUUAUCGCCUGCUUUGACUCCCUAAAGGGUCGCUGCACUCGAGAAAACUGCAAAUACCUUCAUCCUCCGCCGCACUUAAAAACACAACUCGAAAUCAACGGACGCAACAACCUGAUCCAGCAAAAGACAGCCGCAGCCAUGUUUGCACAGCAAAUGCAGUUCAUGCUACCGGGAGCACAAUUGCAGCCAAUUACAACUUUUCCUGUGACUCCUUCACUUGCAACUAGCCCCACCAUGGCAUUCAGUCCCUACCUAAGUCAUGUCUCUCCUGGAAUGGGCUUGGUUCCUGCAGAGCUGUUGCCAAAUACACCUGUCCUGGUGUCUGGGAACCCAGCUGUUUCUGUGGCAGGGAGCUCCACUGGGCAGAAAAUGAUGAGGACAGACAAACUGGAGGUUUGCCGGGAGUUUCAGCGUGGCAACUGCACACGCGGCGAGAAUGACUGCCGUUAUGCUCACCCGAUAGAUAUUGCCAUGAUAGACACAAAUGAGAACACCGUGACGGUGUGCAUGGAUUACAUCAAAGGGCGAUGCUCCCGGGAGAAAUGCAAGUACUUUCACCCCCCUGCACACCUGCAAGCCAAAAUCAAGGCAGCUCAACACCAGGUGAAUCAAACCGCUGCAGCCGGAAUGACUCAGCCAGCUGUCCGAUCACUGAAGCGACCCCUCGAGGCAACCUUUGACCCGGCGUUGCCACCUGGUGCUCUUCAACCUUUACCAAAGAGGCCAGCGCUUGAAAAAAACAAUGGUGCCACCACAGUCUUUAACCCAAGUGUUUUCCAUUACCAACAGGCCCUUGCAAACAUGCAAUUGCAACAGCCAACAUUUAUCCCUACAGGGUCUGUGCUGUGCAUGACUCCCACAGCAAGCGUUGUUCCCAUGAUGCACGGUGCUACGCCCACCACUGUUUCUGCAGCAACAUCACCUGCCACCAGCGUUCCUUUCGCUGCAACUGCUACAGCCAAUCAGAUAUCCCAGUUAUCAGUAGAUGAACUAAACAGCAGCAUGUUUGUGUCACAAAUGUAGAAGCAAACAACGGAAAACAAACUAUGUCAGAAUCAUGAACCUGAAAUCAUGGAGUUACUGGACUUUCCUGUCUUUGGUGGGAAGCUGCCUCUGGGCUCUCUGUGUAUAUAUGCCCAUCCUUUCCUCCUCUACAGCAUCUACAGUAAGCCUACUGCAGCCUACAUGUUAACCAAAAACUGGUCCAUGGGAAUGUCAAACUUUUUUUUAAGCACUAUAGAGAAACAAUUAACAAAACAGCACUCUGUUAUACAAGGCAUAGAAGUAAGUAGAGAACUAUAACAAUAGACUUUUAUAACAUCUUACUUUAACACACUUUUAAAAAAGAAUAUUUUUUUCCUGACUACCAUCAAGAGAAAGUGUCCUCCUGCACAGUGGACUUACUGGUUUAUUAUUCUAUUUUCGAUGGAUAAAUGUUUGUCUGUUUUCAAAGUGUUAUCUUACUGUUUUGUUUACAUCCUAGUCUAUUAUUGAUUUGUUUGGAGAGACAAAAGAAGAAAAGAUGUACAUCAUUAUCAAGUAUACUCAACACCGGGGGUUUUCAUUAUCAUAAUGUCUUACAUUUUCAUAUACUGUGGUCGUUAUGGGUUUCUCCUCUUUUUUCUUUCCUUUUUUUUAAAAAAAAAAGAAUGACAAGCUAAGAAUGUUAUACUGGGAAACAGGAAUGGUGUGCUUUUAAAAAAGCAAGAGACAAGAAUGUUCAGAUAUAGAUUCGUAUCGGGCUAGUUAUUUAGAAACCUCCAUCUGAAAAAUAGACUCUCCCUCCAAAAUGGAGUCUCUAAUAAAUUAAUAAAAAUAAACAAUACUUGCAAAAGUUGUGAAGGGAUUUGCUGUCAGUUCAGGAAGGGGGAAUGUAAAGUGAAAUGGAUCAAAACAGGGUCAAGCCCGCAAGGCCAAGAUGGCAGAAAAGCACCUGGCAAAAGAGAUUUCUGCCUUUAAGUGCCACUUUAAGCUCCAAUUGGUGCACAACAUAUCUUGAAAGUUUACCAACACGGGGUUUUUUUAAGUGACAUCAAGAAGUAUGACCAGUUUAUGGAAAAUGAGGUUUUCUUGCCAUUGAGAUGAAAGUAUUCUGCUAAUAUGCAGACCCCAUUGUGAUAUAGAACAGAAAAACACACACAUAAAUUUUCCAUUCAAAUGUAAGCAGCCCAUCUCCACAUCCCAUGCUUAGCCCAGGAAAGUAGUACCAAACUGCAGCCUCACUCCUCCAUUAGGUUGUAUCUUUGUGCAGAUGGGAGCAGGGAUUGCUCUUGAGGGAGCAGCCUUAUAGUGAUUUCUGGAAAGAGACUAAAGUAGGAGACAGACCAAAUAGUUUGGUUUAAAUUCAUCCAGAUGUUUCUUCCAAAGACGUCACUGUUUUGGGUGUGUGCUUGGAACCAUGUUUUGACAUCCCUGCAAUGCCGGUUAAGGAACUGAGUUCAGAUUCUAAUCUGUGUGAUACUGACUGUGAAUACAGUGUUUAGAAGGAGACAGUAGAUGUUCAGGAAGCCAAUGUAUUAUCUUAUGUGUUCAAAUUUGGCCCUAGUGGCAAAAACUAAAGAAGAAUUAAAUGCCUGGUUUGUUGCAUUGCCAUCCAUGAACUGAGCUUCCUCAUCAAAGUUUAAAUCCCAUGAAAUCUGAUACCUGCAAAAAAAUGUGUUGUGUUGUGAACAAUUGUGUUGUGAACAAUUGCAAACAAAUGCAAAGGGUCAUUUUGGUGCUACUUUCCAUGGUCUUAAAAGGUCUAGGCCCUAUCAGGGGGAGGUGAAAAAAAUGACUGUACACAUUUAUCUCGUACAAAAUUCUUUUGCAUAUUCCUGGAAAAUUUUAGUCCAGAGUUGCCUAAAAAAGAGAGAGAGAGAGCCAUACAUAACCAUAUAACUGGCCAACCUGUUGUUCAUUGCUUCCCAGCUCUGUAACAUAGUAGAAAAAAGUGGAUUUGAGUACUUCCUGGAUAUGAAAAUAUUUGUAUAUUUUAAAAAAAUAAUGAUGGGUUUUGCACAACCUGUGGCAGUGCCUCAACAGAGAACAUACCUGAUCUCUUCUAGUCAGAAAGGACACCUAUGUAUAAACACACUUCUAUAGAUAUAUAUAUGAUUGUGUUAGCGUUAGAAUUUGGAAGGAUGUUCAGUGUUUGUUUUCAGUGCUCUAAAUGGAUUUUUAUGUAAACUUGCCCCUUUGAUGUUACCCACUCCUGCUUUCUUUGAAUGAUAUAUUUUUUAAAAGCAUCUUGCAUAGAUGUGCACAGAAUGUAAGCCUAAAAAGUUUCUACAGCAUUCAUGUCACACAGUUUUAAAGCACUGAAAAGCUAACACACAAGGGGCACAACACCUUGCUUGUAUUUUUUGCAAAACUUGGGAGCCAGAGGAGAGGAGGAGAAGCCUCCCUGCUGGCUACCACAGCAAACCAGGCAUCACUCCCCAGGCACAAAGCACCAGAACCACACUCCAACACUUCAAUCCUUGCACCCCUGAACACACCAGAGAUAAACUUAACACCUGCACACAUGGACACGCAGGCACUCUUUCUAAUACAGAGGUGCAGUGAUACGUCUUCAGGGUAGACUGUUUUAUUUUAGGUGCCACAACAUUUAUUUUAUUUUAUUUUUUAUAUAUAUUUUUUACAAAAAUAGAGUUAGUGUUUGUUGUAAGAGAAAAACUUUGUGGAGUGAGGGAAGACAAGCACGGCUUUUAAAGCACUGGGAAUGUCACCAAAUUUAACAGGGAGGUUGGGAGGGGUUUUUUAAUUAAAAAAUGCCAUUGCAAGGGUAGCACUAUUUAAGGCUUGUUGUGCAAUGACUUUUUUAUUCAAGAAAGAAAGAAAACACAGUCGACAGACUAUAAAAUCCUAGAUAGGUGCAUUCUUUAUACUAUAGUCACUGAACUACUUGGUGACUCUAAGUGAAAUAACAAACACAAGAAAUCUCAUCUUUUAUUUGAGUACAGAGAUGUGUGUAAUGUUUGAAUCAGUAUAAUUUCAGCAACUUUCUCUAAGCUUCCCAUGUUCGACAAACCUAUAUGUUCUUUUUUAAAUUUAUCCCAAGUUCAUCUCGCACGCCUGCGUGCAAACUCUCUCUCUUACUUUCAGUGUCUAUGUGCCCAUUUCCUCUCAGCCUUAUGCAAACAAUAUGCAAGAAAUGCUGAAACUUGAGUAAAACGGGUCAUUGCAGAGGAAAAAUGAAAAAGCUGAUAGAUCAUUUUUGAGGGGGGGGGAGUUAGUUGUUUCAUGAAAAGGCGUUUUUAAAGAAAAGCUUAAAACUUACUAGAUACAUCCACAAAAACAAUGAAAGAGGGAUUUAAAGUACAAUGGGAUUCUUGAAAUGAUUUCCAUUUAUUUUGUUUCUUAAGUACAGUGUUCUUGAGGAUUGGAACAUGGUUUUUCAUAAUCAUAUUUUAAUUCAUUUUUAAUAUGAACUUGUUAGGGGUUUGGGUUUUUCAUUUUUAAUGGUGUCAUUUUUUGUAUCUACAUAUAUUCCCCCCUCCCUGCCCACCUUUCCCUCAACCAGCCCACAUCCUCCACUUCUGAACACUCCCAAAUAUUCUUUAAUCUGCCAUGUACUGCGUGUUGCACUUUGAGAGUUCAUUUGUGGACUGCUGUGACUGGCUGACCUGCUCCACCCCUUGCAAAGCCACAGAAUCUCAUGCUUGCCAAUGUGGACUCCUCUUGCCUCAUUAUCAGAUCUCCCAGUCACUUCCACACAUGUGUCCUUGCACAAGGCAUCUUGUCUGAGAAAGUGCAAGCGCACAGGCCGGAUAUGAAGGGCUAGUUUGAACGCAUACUGUGGGGUUAGUUUUAUUCUCUUCCUUUUUCCUUGUGCCAUGUCACCAAAUAUUUUGAAACUCAGUUUUGAAACCAGUGGGGGGGCAGGGGGGCUGUUGGCCACGUGCAACUAGCCUACUGCCCAUCUUUCAGCUUGCUCAACAACAGAUCUGCAAGCUGCAAGGCUGAUGUUGGGGUUGUUGUUUUUUUAUCUAGGCAGCUUACAGAUCCAUCAGGAAGCCAACUACCCAGACCACCUGGUGCUUGGCUCAAUCCUGUGCACAUUUGCUGGGAAAGUCAGUCCCCUUUUUGUUCAGCAGGGAAUGUCCUGAGGAAAGCGUGCCUAGGAUUGCAGCCUCAGGCCAUUAUAUCUGUGAAUAUAUUGUUGAGCACAGGAGGGGAAAGGUGUGGGAGCCAGUGUGUGCCUGGCAAAAAGAAACCCUAAGUGAGAAUCAGGCCUCAGAGGGGUCACUGCUUGAGUGCAGUUUAGCCACCACUGUGAGCGAGUUCGGGAUGGCAGCCUUUCUGUUCUAGCAUGGCCCAGCUAGCCAGCUACAAAAACCAAACGGCAAAUAUUGAAUGUUGUAGGUCCAUCAGAUCUGGAAAGGAGAUUAUGCUGACCUCCUCCUAUUUCAUUCUCAACUUUGCCUAUUACUUAAUACAGCAGUUAUCUCUAGGACACUUUAGUACCCAGAACGGUUUUAAAAAUUGGAGCUAUCCUUUUCUUUUUUAAAUCCCUAAUACAUUUCACAUCCAUAAAAAGGGGGGGGGAGUGCAACUUUAUGAGGAAAAUCUAAUUUCCUGUUCCUCCCGAAAGGAUGUAUGAUGCUAAUGAUCUGAUUCUUACCAUGUGCCUGAUUAAGGCCUUAGAAUAUAUUGUAUGUUAAAGACUGUAAUAACUUUUUUAAAGAAAAAAACUUAUUAGUUGUUAGCUUGAAAUAAUUGUAAAUAGAGUUUUAAGAAAACAUUGUUACUAGGUUACAACAGGUUAUUCAUGUUGCAUUAUUUUCCAUUACUUUUAUUGUUAGUUUUUAAGGAUUUUGUUUUCAUUAUCACAUAUAUGUAUACAUACACACACACACACACACACACACACACACACACUGUGUGUGUUUGUUUGUGUGUGUGUGUGUGUGUGUGUGUCUUUAUAUAUCUUUAGUAACUAAUGAAUUUGAUUUUUGAAGGAGAGUUUGAGAAUGUUUAAGAUUUUAAAAUCAUGUAUUCAACUCAUUGUUAUCUUCUAAAAACAACACUGAACCGCAUGUCAAAAUAUAGAGAAAUAAAUACAGUCCAUAACUAGUUUGUAUAGUUUACAGUUUAAGAACAAACAGACAAAAAGAGUAACUUUGUAUGUAACUCCUACAAUGAUAGAUUCAUUGUUAACUAAUUAUAUUAAGUUGUUGUUGCUAUGGCAACAAAACUACAACAUGGCUACCUUUGUAUACAUUAUUUGUGAAAUUUUCACAUGUAAAUUUUAAAAAAAAGUAAUGUGUAACAGUAUGGGUUCGUUUAAGGUACAGUUCGAUACUGUCGGAGAAAGAUAUGACUGAAUAUUUUUAAAAUCCCAAAGUCCCAUGUGAACGCUGGAUUUGUGUCUUUUAUGUCACUUUUUCAGUCAAAAAGUUUACAACACAUGGAUUUAGAGUCAGGUUUUAUAGCUUGUAGAAAUUGUUGUGUGAGUUCGGGUUAUUCCACAGUAUUUUUCUCCUGGAUGAUACAAAGACUUAUCAUAGAACUCCUGGGGUUUUAUUCUAUUUCCACAUACUCUAGAGCUGAAACAAAUGUAGGAAAAUGCAAGUCAGAAUUUGAUCAGGAAUUGGUAUAGUGUUGUUUCACAAAAAUCAAAAGGAAAUUUGUAUGUAGAGCUACAUUUCAGCCACAACAAAUUCCCCAGGGUGUUGCUUUCAGUGGGACUUGAGCUGUGGCUAAGGUCCGUAGGUUUUUGCACCGGCCCUAAGAUUUUUAUUCUUCUGUAAAACAACAACACCAGAUUAAAUUCCCAGAUUCAGAGUUGUGCAACCAAUGGGGUUACACAGCCAUUCGGCAGCAUUUUUUUGAAUGCAAGAAAUUGAUCAGAUUCUGAUGGUAUAACCUUUUUUGGUGCUGCUGUUUGUUUCAACACUAGUGAAUUCAUAAUUAAACAAGCUUUUUUAUUAAUAAAAAAAAUACUGCAAAAAUCAAACAUCAUAGCUAUAUCGUUAAAAGCCUUUUACAUCAAAAUCAUGACUGGGACAAUAUGGGAAGAAACAACCUGUACAUAAAAAGGAGACAAAAAUAUUGUGGAAUGACCCUAUAACAGUGUUGAAGAAACCAAUAUGCUGCAGUUAAACUGAUUCAGUUGGUGUACGAAUGUGUAAGACACAUCUUUUUUGCACUUAUGUACAUAGUCCACGAAAGAAAUCCUUGGAACUUAUUUUGAAUAUAUUUAAAAAAAAGUCUGUAAUAAUACAAGGAGAAGUUUGUAAAAGAGAUUACUAAGGCUUUGAAAAGGAAGAGAUUUUUUGCUAUAAAACUUAUCUGAACGCGUGCUGUUGCUUUGCUAUUGUACAAGCUUCGUAGUUUGCCAUAUAGCUUAAAAUACAGCAGACUGAGACCGGCUCAUUUCCAACCUGCAGCUCUGAAAGAAAAUAAGAAAAACACACACACAAUAGGAAACAACACUUAAUCUAAAAGUAAAGGUCACCAGCAAAGGUUUUUAAGUAGUUUGUCACCCGCACAAACUGGGUAUGAGAAGAGCUAAAUCAGACCAAAGGGCGAGUUAGCCUACACAGCCUCCCCACCAGAAGGGCAGAAGUUGAACAGCCCCCUUCGCCCAUUGUCUACAGCUGUACACAGACUCUAAAGAGAGAUGCCAUGUAGCCACCAUGGCCUGUAGCCAUAGGUUGACCUGUUGUCUCCUCCACACUCUGACUCUCCAGAUAUUUAAAAAAGUAAUUAUAUCUCCUCACCCACCUGGCUAUAUUAGAACUUAACAAAAUAGCACAACACGAUGGCCAAUAACAAUGGCACUAAACACUUUAUAGACUAAUACAAAUGAUCAGAAAUUGCAACCAAAGUCUCUAAACCAAUCUGUUUCGUUCAAUUUCUUAACCAGCUGAAUUGAACUGCAUCCUUCUCACAUUAAUUCUUACAAGUCUGUCUGAUGAAGAAUUGAUCCAGAUUGGUUGAUGAAGCAUUGGAAGGAACAGAUUGGUUAUCCGGAAACUCUGUUCUGGCGAUAUUUGGUGACAGAUUAUGUAUAUAUCAAACUUUUGAAUUAUUCUACCGUGACUGGUGAAGAUUUAGAGACUAUAGUUGCAGUUUCUGAUCAUUUGUAUUAGUUUAUAAAGUGUUUAGUGCCAUUGUUAUUGGCCAUCGUGUUGUGCUAUUUUGUUCAGCUUGUCUAUAUUGCAACACAGGUGUCUGUUUAUGGAUUAUAUUAGAAUUUUGGCAUGUAUUAAAGAUACCGGCAGUUUUCCUUGGAGGAUCUUUGUGGAUUCAGGCAUGCUCAGGCAUUUGCAAGGAAAGUUGGAGACUGACGAUGCAACAUUAUGGGAGGUGGGGCUGCCUACAGAUAAAAGAUUGUCUUCAACAGUGUUCUACUCUGAGUUGACCCACUGAAAUUGGUGGACCUACUUGGACGAGAACGAACAAUGGUUACAACCCAGUAUGUUCAGGCAAAUAACUGGGCAAUCCUCAUGAUAUUCAUCCAACUAUCUUGAGGCCCAAACCCUUCAUCCCUUCCUCAGAGAGCUUUGCUUGUACUACCAAAAAUUUGAAUCCUAAUUUUCUAUCGUCCCACUGGCAGCGGGGAGAUUUUGAUAGGGGAAGCUACAUUAGGAAUCUUGGAUAGUGUAGAUUUCACAGUGACUUUUCCAAGGGCUGCCUUGCUGAGGCUCAUGCCCAACCACAUGAAGAACUUGAUAGAUGUAGCAUCCACAGUGAGGAGUAUUCCACCUCUCCCUUGUACCCCUGGAUUUCCGAGUGGUGGUUCUGUGGUAUAAAUUAUUCUCUCUUGCGUAAGUGGGUAGUGUACUAGAGACAGCCACGUCUUCACUCGGGCUGCAUUGGCAAUUGGCUUUCUGCAUACCCUCUUAACCCCAAGUGAGUGUCAGGCUGGCAGCGUAUAGAGUCAAGUAGGUAAAGUUGUCCCAGCGCUAGUUAAGAGAGUGAAAUGCCUGUAAUUUGGGUAAUGCUGUUCACAAAGCCACGUCUUAAAAGGGUGGCAUGUGAACAAGGCCUUUGUUUCUGCCAUGUAAGAGGUGGGCCUGUCUUCCCACUAUGGAAGCAUAAGGUGCAGGCAGUUGUUCAGGAGGGGAACAAGCUCAAGGCAAAGAUUUUAUAGGUCCUGGUGGACAGGGAUUGGCGCUUAUGGAUCAACAGACAGAAUGCUCAGGCAGGCUGGUACUGCAGAGCAGGUGGUGCCCUUGAAGCACAGCUUCAUCGGCCAGACUCGCAGUGGAAACUGAGACCCAGCGCUAUAGGCAUUAGGGCCACGUCUUCACUGCUAGGGCCCCACUUCAGGAUACACAUGCCCCAGCAGCCUGGUUGGUUAGUUGACCCUCAUCUGUCUUGAGAGACAAUGGAAGAGUGCCCCUUCGGGGAGGGAGGUUGGUUGCUGUAUUAGCAGCACCUAAGUGACCACCUCGGGGCGCAAAUCUGGGCAAGGUAUAUGAAGGUUGUCGUCUGCCCAGACAGCAAGACCCCUCCCUCUUGACCUCACUGAUAUGGUCCAAAGGAAAGCAGAGCAAUACAUUUGGCAUCUGCUUGGCUGCAGGAGUUGCCAGAAGGAGGCGUACCAAGCACCACCCAACCAUCUUAGGGACACCACUCUGGAUCUGUGUAGGGUUCACUCCUUAGUCUUCUCUUCUCCUAAAGAUGCCCCACAAGGCAUUGAGUAUGGAUUAAAACACCCAUGCUGGAGGAGAGGCUCACAGUGUCGAACUGUGCACCCCAUGGCCCAAAGCACUAAGGGCAGCUUUGCACAUGACGUAGAUGCAUGGAAAGAGAACAUGCAUCUCAGCAAGGUCUUAUAAGAAAGGAGGCAUUUAUCUUUGAUAAAUUCCAGUAUCAAGGAAGUGACAUCCUACUGUGGGGGGGGGCAGCUUGAUUUCCCCUCUUACAUAAGAUUCAGGGAGCAUGGGGAGAAGAAUUGUCCUGUGUUCACACACGUCCCAGGCAAAGCUACCCCUAUGCAAAGGCCUUAAGAAGCAUAUUGAUAAAGAGCUAAUGUGGGGCAGCCUUAGAAAGUCUCUAUUUGUUGCAUUGAGGGGGGGGAGGGAUCUUUUAAAAUUGAACUGCUUCAGGAUGGGAAUGGCAGAACAGCCCAGGGGUGUCAUGGCAGGCACCCCAAACAAAACCUUUUGCUAGUGACCUUCACAUUCAGAAAGGCACAUGCCUCCCCAAAACCAAACAGCCAGCCAACAACACAACAACUGAAACAAUGACAACCAAGUGGUCUUUUUCCAAACACACAACAGAGGGAAAUUACCUGACACAGAAUUUCAAGGUUCCAGAUCUUUAUUACUGUACACAGAUGCUAUUUGAUAGUGGUGGAAGCCAAACGAUUUUUGUUGCCAUGGCUCUAGUAUCCUAGCAGCUGAGGGGAUGACAUCGCCAUUCAUCAAAUGAUGACAGGGGUGGGGGGUUCACCACCACCUUUAAAUUCACAAACCUCAAGAGGUGCCAAGUUUGCAGCCAUAAAAUUGUUCACCCAGAGAAAUAAAAUUCUACCAAAAUUCAGAAUUAAAAUCCCAAAACUCAGAAGGAGAAGAUUGAAAUAUUGAGGCCUUGUUGCUGUUUUUUAGAAAGUUAAAAUUUCAAGAGUUGCUUUCUUGUGUUCCAAAUCAGGUUUUCAGAAACAAAACCCCUGAUUUUUCAGACUGAAAUUUGAAUUCUGACACAAAACAGCCCUUUGGCAGCAGCAGAAAUCUGUGAAGGAGGAAACCCCAGAGACUUUCGCCUGAUUUUAGUUCGAUUUAAACUUCCACACAAGGGAAAUGUGAGGUGAGGUUCUGAUCCCAAAACUCCAGAUAAUGAAAAAGUAACAUCCAGAAGAGCAUGUACCUAUUUUUUGUUUUUAUACUAUUGGAUGUUAUGUAAAGUAAGCUAUUCAGACAUUUUAAAAUUAUACUGCAAGGAAUAUAUUCAAAGAAGUGGGUUUGAUUUUUUUUUAGGGAGGAAAUGUAGUCAGAGUAUAAUGAGGUUUAAAAAUGACAUGCUGCCGGCACUCUUGAGGUAUGUGCAUGUCUAGAUUUUCCUUCCCAUAGCUUUCUGUGGGAAGGCAUAGCCACUAUUCAAACUAGCAGGUGCUGGCUUGAAUGCCUGGCAACAGCCUUGCAUACACUUAAAUGGAAGCGAGCUUUAUGGAAACCCAUAGAACUGGCUGCCAGCCAAAGCAUUUAGGUUCCUGGUUCCUCUGUGAUGCGGAUUCAGAUUGUUCUGAUCUAUCCGUAGCAAGCUGGCAAAAAGUCACCCCUUCAGCUGCUAUCAACAGGGUGUACGCUUUGAAUAUCUUUUCCUUUUUUGCCACAGUUAUAUUGCUGUAGUGCUUGUUUGUGCUUUCUAGAGAUGUGCAUAAUGCAACUCAUUUUACUAUGUUACUUCUAUAUUGUUAUUGUUUAUUUUAUUUUAUUUUUUGGAUCUUUUAAUAAAGUGUAUAAAACUCUC
Molecule: messenger RNA, 12723 nt
Organism: Podarcis muralis (Common wall lizard)
Lineage: Eukaryota; Metazoa; Chordata; Lepidosauria; Squamata; Lacertidae
Gene: MBNL3
Product: muscleblind like splicing regulator 3
Biological process (GO): regulation of RNA splicing
Cellular component (GO): cytoplasm; nucleoplasm
Molecular function (GO): metal ion binding; RNA binding
Source: RefSeq, a predicted model, not a curated record